Molecule: messenger RNA, 1884 nt
Organism: Botrytis fragariae
Lineage: Eukaryota; Fungi; Ascomycota; Leotiomycetes; Helotiales; Sclerotiniaceae
Exons: 3
Coding region: 1-1884 (627 amino acids)
Source: RefSeq, a predicted model, not a curated record
AUGUCUCCCGCGCCUCUAGAGCCUCUGCUCGCAGCUGGAGCACCUCCAAUGAGAACAAGGAAAGGAUGGUGUACAUGUGGAUGUUGCUCCAAAGUUUUCCUAACAAUGAUCCUCGCAAUCGUUUUAUCUAUGUAUCUAGCUCUUCCAUCCCUACCUCCAACUCCACCGGGCCAUGUUGCAGUCAUCUCGCCUUUUGAGAUCCAUACAGUUACAGACUUCCUCGCCGCUGCCAAGUCUGGUAUCAUGCCUGGAAACCGAAAAACCGAACAACCUCUCAUGCCCGAGGAGGUAGUGAAAUAUUUGUCGACCAGUUACGUUGAAUGGGCGCCAGAACCCCUUAAAACUCAACUUGGCUCUGAGAGUGUAUCUGCAACUCUCUCCACUGCACCGCCUUUGGCUAGAAUCAUGAUGGCUGCAUCUGGGAUGAGUGAUAUUUUGCGUGCUGCACUAGAUUCACUGAGCAUUGAACGAAAUAUGGACAUGGUUAAGAAAAGGGUUUGGCACGGUAUGUCGCCAAUUCCUCCUGCCCGUUGGGAGUCCAUGGGCCUCUCUAAAUCAGAGAAUAUCGAUGCGGCUCUCUCUCAAAUACAGCUCAUAGUAGGCGUGUUUGAAUAUCUUCACACUCCUCGUGUACAAGGCAGAUUACGAGAUAUUUAUAACCAUAUGUGGUUCGAAUUUGACAUUCUUCAAGAUGUAUUAGACGCACUGGAAGUUUCAAGUGGGAGAUCUAAACCGGUUUACAAUUUGCCGGCUCUGUGGCAAGAAUACAUCCAAUCCUAUCUCUUUGAAAAUAUGGCUUUACAAUCCCGCAGCUUUAUAUUCUCAAACUUACUCCCUCUCUAUAACGCAACUCUUUCCCAAUUCUCCAAUCAACCGAGAUCUAUUUUUGGUGAAGCUGAGAUUAAUCUCAUUCCUCAGCAUCACAUUCGUGUUCUAAACAGCAUACUCGAUCUCUAUAUCGAAACCGAGUUCCACGUUGUACCGCAUACUGUCGGGUUUGUAUAUCGACAUGAACCAGAGACUGUGACUGGGUUACUGAGUGAUGAUGAAAGCUCGUGGAAAAGGAACAAUGCAAUAUAUGAGAGUAUACAAACGGCUAGAAGAGAGGACUUCCAGAUAGACUAUCAACAAAAAAUACAAGAGACCGCUGAGAUGAGAAUGGCAAAUGAUAAGCAUUCUUCAUUUGGACCAAAUCAGGAAGCUCUACAACCCAUAUGGGACAUCUUAGAUAGGGCCGACGCGCACCAAAUAGCACAGCCACAAAUCUUGAACCCCUCGAGAGUAGAAGAAGAUUGGGUAAGAGAAUUGAGUAGCGGUGAUAAAUUUGGAUAUGUCAUCUACAAAAUGAGCAAGGGGCAAAGCGAGGAGGAAUGGAAGAACUUUCUUGCUAGACUGGAAUCGGGAUUAGAUAGUGGAUGGGAAGGCAUGGUAGGAGUUGAAAACGUGAGGCAAAAAGCAACUUUACAUUGGAUAGAGGGUCUCGAUGAAAGUAUAUUCGAUGACGAUUUUGCAGAUGCUAGAGAACACUUCCAAAACAUGGUCGCUUCCCAAAGUAUUCCAGCUAAUUUGUCCACAACAACUUUCCUCGUUAUCGACUCUGCAUCUUUCUUAUCAUUUAGUUCUAAGCCGGGCAGCAGCAACCGUGGCUUUCUCAAUGUUGUCUCGGCAGACUUUGAUCCUACUUCUAAUCUAAUAGAGGGAUAUAAUGGUGCUUUCAAGAUCAUAGAUCAACUGGUGUGGACGGAAUUAUAUCCGUUGGUUGAGCACUUUCAUUGUGCUAGCUUAGAUGCAUUUUGGACACUGGCUAGAAACCAUCCCUCAGAACUGUACAUUGGGGCAACGACAGAGAUUCAAAGAAGGGCCUGGAAUUUCUUGAAUAAUUAA